AUGACAACGGAUGCUGAAGGCGACGUUGAAAUGACUGUACCGCAACCGGUCUUCGAGGUAGUGCAGGCGCCGAGUCUCAACGCCUGGGACCAGGCGUCGCUAGUAUCGUGGGUGCGUCAGCGGCGACAGUAUGAAGCAAAACUUCGCAAUCGCUGUGCAGUCACGGGCGAGGAGUAUGAUCACAUCGUCACCUCCAUUCGCAACUCGAUCGAGCCCCGCAUUCUCGAUCAUCUAGCCCGCUUUGUGUUGAAGAAGCAGCCUAGCGCCGUGACGGAUGAAGACUUAGGCCUAGCAAUUACACGCCGGUGCUCGUCGCUACAGAAUAGCCAUAUUCCCGACAUGGACCAGCUUUUCACCGAGCACCUACGCAUGGACCUGCAGAUUGAAGACACUGAGGCCCGCAUUUUGAACUCUUUCGUGCUUUUCGAUAGGAUCAUUGAGGAACAUGAUCUGAGUGGAAUUCUCGGGAGCGGUCGUGAGGAUGAGGCUACGUAUGAAGCUGCGCUGUAA
Phytophthora sojae is the source of this 510-nucleotide messenger RNA. RefSeq lists its product as hypothetical. NCBI's taxonomy places the organism in Eukaryota, Oomycota, Peronosporomycetes, Peronosporales, Peronosporaceae. Bases 1 to 510 code for a protein of 169 amino acids. The transcript has a single exon. The record is from RefSeq and is a predicted model, not a curated record.